Messenger RNA from Entelurus aequoreus (snake pipefish), 1150 nucleotides. Its product is annotated as germ cell-specific gene 1-like protein. Lineage: Eukaryota; Metazoa; Chordata; Actinopteri; Syngnathiformes; Syngnathidae. Gene Ontology annotation, cellular component: plasma membrane. The coding region runs from base 1 to 1104 and encodes 367 amino acids. The transcript has 5 exons. The record is from RefSeq and is a predicted model, not a curated record.
AUGCUGACUUUACCUGCUUUUCUGCUCUACCAGGAAAUGACAGCAUUCCUACGUCAAGUGCGUUCCCCUCCGACCUCCUUCGUCCAGACGGUGGCGUCCCUCUGCCUGGCCGCCAUGGCGCUGCUGUCCUCCUACUGGUGUGUGGGCAGGCAGAAGGUGCCCAAGCCGCUGUGUUCGCCCGUCAAGCACAACAAAUGCAUCCCCGUCCCCGGCGUGUCCAACUCCUCCAGCAUCCAGUUCUCCUGGGAGACCGGAGACGACCGCUUCGUCUUCCCCACCUUCCACACCGGCCUCUUCCUCAUCUGCGAGGAGAACAUCUACACGGACGCUUGGGAGGAGAAAUGUCGAGGGUUCCACACGCUGACUCCAGGAUCAGAAAAAGCAAUGAUGUGGCUGUCGCUGUCCUUGGAGCUGAUGUACGUGGGCCUGCUGCUGGUCAGCUGCACCCUGCUGUCCGUGCAGUUGUGCAUCAGGGCCUGGUGGCCCUCCACGCAGCGCUGGGGCCAGCUGCUCAACGCCUUCGCUGCCGUCUUCACCGUCCUAGGAGGUCUGCUCGGAAUGGUGGGUCACAUGAUGUUCAUGCAGGUGUUCCAGACUACAGUCUCCAUGGGCCCUGAGGACUUUAAACCACACAGUUAUGGCUACUCCUGGGCCUUUUAUGUGGCCUGGUUGGCCUUCACUGUCUGCAUGUCGGCCGGCGUCUCCACCCUGAACGACUACACCAAGAAGGUGCUGAUGGUGGGUCCCAGGCUUAACUACGGCCUGAACCCCUUUAACUUCCACUUCAUGGGACUUCUUCCACCGGCUCCUUCUUACACCGCCCCAUACUCUGGCAUCCACCAGUCCCAAUACCAGAUCUCCCACUUGUCCCCGUACUACGCACCCCCAUCAACCAAGAUACCGCCGCCUGCCAAGACCUCACAUUCCAGCCCUGUACGCCACUCUGUGUCCUUCCCUCCUCCGUCCUCCCACCCUGUAUCCGCCUCUCCUUUACAUCGGUUGUCUCUCCGAUCUUCGUCCCACUCGACCAGCUCGCCUGUUGUUGUCCACGGACUCCUGGCGGCCCCCCUUUAUACACCAGAGCAGGACUGCAGCCCUCUUUAACCUUUUUAAUUCCAGCUCUUCUUGGUACGGUUUGUUUUGUCAAGUG